GGGCCUGACUCGGGGCAGGAGUAGGCCUAAGUUUUAGAUAUAGUAAUUAUAUACCGUAGGCCUACGGACGACAAUCAACACUAAACAUGACCAAUGCUCAAUGAUUGCUGGAAUAGAGUAUAUGUUUGGUAUUGUUGGCGUUCCAAUCAUAGAGGUUGGAAUGGCCGCCCAAACCGAGGGCAUCAAGUUCAUUGCCAUGAGAAAUGAGCAGGCUGCUUCGUAUGGAGCAUCUGCGAUUGGGUAUCUCACAGGACGCCCUGCCGUCUGCCUGGUGGUGUCCGGUCCUGGUCUGGUUCAUGCAUUUGCUGGCAUGGCCAACGCCAUGGAAAACUGCUGGCCUCUGAUUGUUAUUGGUGGGUCAUGUGACAGAGAUCAUGAGUCAAUGGGAGGCUUUCAAGAAUAUCCUCAAGUUUCAUUUGCACAAAAAUACAGCAAGUUUUCUGCAAGACCAAGCAGCAUAGAACAAAUUCCAUUCUUCAUUGAAAAGGCAGUUCGACAAAGCAUAUAUGGACGUCCUGGUGCAUGUUACAUAGACCUUAGUGCUGAGAUGGUAACAGGAACAGUACCCGUCAGUUCAAUCAGAGAUGUUCCAUACUGCCCACCUCCGCCUAGAAUUCUAGCUGACCCCAAGGAUGUGAAGGAAGCUGUUGAUAUUCUGUUGUCGGCACAGAGACCAUUAGUUGUAAUAGGAAAAGGGGCUGCCUAUGCCAGAGCUGAAGAAGUAACCAACCAGUUAGUGUCCCUGUGCCGAUUGCCGUUCCUGCCAACCCCGAUGGGUAAAGGUGUGAUCCCAGACAGUCACCAGUUCUGUGUCUCGCCCGCCAGAACCAGAGCCCUUGCAGAAGCAGAUGUUGUGCUUUUACUUGGAGCUCGCCUCAACUGGAUACUUCACUUUGGACGGCCACCGAGAUUCAGCAAAGGCGUCAGAUUUAUACAGAUUGACAUCUGCCCAGAGGAGAUAGGUAACAAUGUAAAACCAGCUGUCGGACUUGUUGGCGAUCUCAGAUGUGUUAUAGGGCAGUUGGUUACAGAAGUUCAAAGUCGACCGAAACAUCUUCAGUCCUGUUCAAAUUCAUCCUGGUGGAAACUAUUGAGGACAAAGAUUGAUUCUAAUCAGGCAUCGGUCAAGUCCAUGUGUGAUGAUACUAGCGUCCCUCUUAACUACUAUGCAGCUUUAUCCGAGAUACAGAAGAUUCUGCCCAGUGAUUGUUUGAUCAUCAACGAAGGCUCCAACACGAUGGACAUAGGCAGGACGAUGCUGCUUAAUCAUUUCCCACGGCAUCGACUGGAUGCUGGUACUUUUGGAACAAUGGGUGUUGGUCUUGGUUUUGCUGUUGCUGCUGCCAUCUGGUGUAGAGAUCAUGAGCCAGGAAAGAGAAUCAUCUGUGUGCAGGGGGACAGUGCAUUUGGCUUCUCAGGAAUGGAAAUUGAGACGUUACAAAGAUAUCAACUGCCAGUCAUCAUCAUCAUCCUCAACAACAACGGCAUCAUGAUGGGCGUUGACGAGGACAGCUGGGAGACCAUGAAGGAGAAUGACCUCAGUCUGACAGCCCCGCCUACAUCUUUAGUACCAAAUACCCGAUAUGAAAAACUGAUAGAUGUGUUUGGGGGUCGAGGCUACUUUGCCCAGACAGUUGAGGAAAUCCGCAGCAGUCUGCAGUCAGCACUGAGAGACACGAAACAGAGUUCCAUCAUCAACAUCACAAUUAACCCACACGCUCAACGCAAACCACAGGAAUUUUACUGGUUUUCAAAGUCUAAAAUGUGAAGACAUUUUCAUUGUGGCCAACAGUCCUGGAUAGAAAAUGAUGGCAUUUAAUUAUGCAAGACAUUACUAUUUAUAACUGAAGGAGCCCUGUGACUUGACAGAUAUUUUUUAUCUGCACCAAUGCUGACAUUAUGAUUCAUGUAAGCUAUAGUCGGUGAAACCAGUAAAAAGACAGAUUUAUUUAAUGACAACUCAGUACAUUUUAAACUACGACGAUUUGAUGUCUACCAUAUGGUUAUUAACGCAAGAGAGAGAGGAAACCUGCUGUUGCAUCAUAGGUUUUUCCUACCAAAAAAUCUUUAGCGGAUCACUUUUUAGGCCAAUACAAAAACUUAAAUAUUGAAAGACAUGUUCUAAAAUGUAAAAUUAUAAAUAAAAAAGCUAAUUUCAUCUCAAUGCCGAAUAUAUACAGGGAAAUACUCUUAACAUGGAAGGACCUUGACAUUACUAGAGACACUAAUAGCUACCAACAGAUAAUUCAUGAACCGUUACAAAAAAACAGCAAUUUUUCAUGUAAUUCACUCGCCCUAGUUCUCAAAGCUUUUUUUUUUAACUCAUAGUUUUCAAAAUUUACAAAUAUUGUAACCAUCUUGGAAAUGUGCAUUUGUUGGCACCAACAAUAAGAAUUAAACACUGUUAGGUUGCUGUUGUGAACAACAUUCUUCUGUUGUGAUCAGAUCACUGUGACCUUUUUUUCUUUGGAGAUUGACUAAUAUAUUCAAAACCUAUUUUAUUUUAACAAAGAUGGUUCAUUGAUAUACCGUGUUUAAUGACAAUUUGGUGGGGGCUAAUUUAUUAACAAAUAUAACAACAAAUAUGGUGGUAUUAAAAUCAAAAUAUAUUUAUUAAAUAAUAUUAUUGUGCACCAACAAAAUAUAAUUAAAUAUGCAUUGUAAAUAUAAAAACUAUUAAAAUUAAUAUGAACAAUAUCUGUUAAUAUCUAAAUAAAUGUAUGAUAAUUUAAUUAGUAAAAAUUUAUAACACAACAGACUGCAUGAUUGUAUAACUAAAUAAUAAUCAAAUAAUAAUCAAUAACUACAAAUAUGCUGAAAUAAAAUACUUAUUUGAUACCAGUAUAAUAUUUCCACUACAUCACAAUGUAACAAGUAUUUAAAGAAAUGCUAUUUUUAAAUAAUGACUGCAAUUCAAAAUAACCAGGUUAUUCCCCUUUGAGAUAACAGGCUACUGAAUAUGACCAUAUAUGUAGAUUAUUCAGGAAUUCCAUGUUUGGUAUAUUUUUACUACAUUGCAAUUCAUGUCCAGAUUAUUUGGCAAACAUACAUGUGAAGUAACAUUUUUACUUUACAUUUAAAGGCAUCCCAAGUUAUUCAAGUUUGAGAGAGAUAUCACAAUAUAAAAACUAUUGAUAUUACAUUUCAAGAUAUGCAAGUUUGAGUGAGAUAUAAAGGUUAUUACCAGAGUGUUUUUUGGUAUUGUCAAUAUCAAAUGCAGUGUAUUAGGAAUAAAAAUUGUAUU
Molecule: messenger RNA, 3244 nt
Organism: Gigantopelta aegis
Lineage: Eukaryota; Metazoa; Mollusca; Gastropoda; Neomphalida; Peltospiridae
Product: 2-hydroxyacyl-CoA lyase 1-like
Exons: 18
Coding region: 101-1768 (555 amino acids)
Biological process (GO): fatty acid alpha-oxidation
Cellular component (GO): peroxisome
Molecular function (GO): catalytic activity; magnesium ion binding; thiamine pyrophosphate binding
Source: RefSeq, a predicted model, not a curated record